This is a messenger RNA of Helianthus annuus (common sunflower), 3012 nucleotides long. RefSeq lists its product as uncharacterized. The coding region runs from base 1 to 3012 and encodes 1003 amino acids. The transcript is spliced from 15 exons. The record is from RefSeq and is a predicted model, not a curated record. Lineage: Eukaryota; Viridiplantae; Streptophyta; Magnoliopsida; Asterales; Asteraceae.
AUGUCAAAGUUUUUGGAACAGAAACCGAGUGAUGUGUUUGUGAUAUUGCAGUUUGGAAGAUAUAGCUUUCAUGAAGGUAAGGCAUACGUGUCCAGUUCUUUUCAACACAGCAAUAUUUAUCUGAACGAAAGCAUUGAUGAGCUAAUUGAUUUCCAAAAGAGGUUACUUGAAAGAAGACCGGAUGUUGGUUCUUCAAGCCGUCCUUUUGGUUCAUCUCAAGCUGGCAAAACUGUUCAUGAUGAUUUUUUGGUUGGAACUGAUUUCAAGACGAUAGAUCAAGUUAAUAAAAUUCAGGAGACAAUGAAUGUGAUUGUGCUUGGUACAGUGAUAAGUUUCCCUCCUGGUGUUGAGUGGUAUUACAAUUCUUGUAAGGAUUAUAUGAAGAAGGUUAGUGUGCUGUAUUUUAUAAGUGAUGGAGAGGAUGGAUUAGAUUUAAGUGAGAAGAAGCAGACAAUUCGAUGCAUAAAUGAUGUUUACAAUGAAAAAGGUGUUUCUGUGGUUCCCCGGUUGAAACUUCAACUUAGGUUACAAGAUUCUACUGGUAUUGCAUCUUUAACUUGCUUAGAUCAUGGUGAAACGGAUAAUUUGCUACCGGAUGAAAUUAGUAAUUUCGUUGGAAAAAAGAUGGCGUUUAAGGUUGAGAUUUCUCACUUUAAUGUGAAGAAUCACUACAAGUCAUUCACUGUCAAAAGAUUUUCUGAUGAUCCUGAAAUCAUUUCUCAGCUUAAAUCAAAGAUAGGGAUUGACCAUGUUGAUCUUUCAAACACUAUGAAUCUCUCAUCUGGUGAUUGUGCAAGUGUUGAUACUGUAAAUCUGAAGGAUGAUUCUCCGAUGUCACUGAUUGGUUCAAGUGUUGGAUCAAUAUCUUUGGCUACCAAAAAUGCUGAAAAGAUAAGUGAACAUUCCGAGUUGAAGCGUAAUCUUGCUGAGUCUUAUGAUCAUGACGAGUCAGCAACAGAAGCUGCUUUAGGUUGCAAUGAAGGAUUCAACACUUAUAGCAAAGAGAAGCGCAAGACGAGAAAACAUACUGCUAACCAGAAGGAUUCUAUACCAUUGAACAAUGUUUAUGAGACUCCGGUUUCAUUGAUUGAUUCAAGUGCUGGUGGUAUGGCUUUGCGUAACAAAAGGCUAGGAAAGAUGAAGGCACAACCUGAGCUGAAGCGUGUUCUUGCGGAAGAUUAUGAUCGUGACGACUCUGGAAGUUUAAAUAAUUGCACAAAUACAACACCAUUUUCAAAUAUUACACCAAUAUCUAUUAACCCUCCCAUUUUAAACACAAACUCUACCAAUAUUGAGAGUCAUCAUAGGAGAAAGUUACAAAAAUUGUAUUUGGAUACAAGAAAGGCUAAGAACAAAGAGAAUGUCAUCAAAGAGAAUCGUUUAUGUUUAAAUAAUUCCAUGGACAAUUUUAACAGUCAACAAAGGCGAAAUUUAAGAAAGACUAUUUUGGAUAAAAGACGAUCGAAUGAAAGUGAUACUAAAAAAGACGAAUUUGUGGGCGUCUCAAAAGAUUAUGUUGAUCACUUAGAUCAAAAUGUCACUUGCCAAAUAUGUCAAGCAAAAUUAUGGGAUGUUGAAGCUCGUAGAGGGAGUACAAAAAUCCAAUUUAGUUCAAGUUAUUCAAUUUGUUGUGCAUAUGGUAAAGUUCAACUUCUUAAUAUGAAUGAAGCACCACCAAGUUAUCAAUCUCUUUUUAAUGGAUUGGACUCAAAAAGCAAGUCAUUCAUCAAGAACAUCCGUCGAUACAAUUCCAUGUUCUCAUUUACUUCCAUUGGUGGAAAAGUUGAUAAAUCCAUUAAUAGAGGCAAUGCUCCUUAUAUAUCCCGAUUGGGUGGUCAGAAUUACCAUAGAAUGGGAAGUCUUCUACUAGAGGACGGAUCUAAACCAAAAUUCUCCCAGUUUUAUAUAUAUGAUACUGACAAUGAACUUUCAAAUAGACAAUCUGCUUUUGGAGCUUCUUCAACAAAGUCUUUGGAUCUUGAUCUUCAAGUUAUACAACAUAUACAGAAUAUGUUAGACUCGGAGAAUGUUUUGGUUAAAACAUAUCGCAUGGUAAGAGAUUUUUUUAAAGAUAACUGUAAUGCUAAGCUAAAGUUGCGGCUCAUUGGAAUAAGGCAACAAGAUGGAAGAACAUACAACUUACCAACUGCUUCUGAAGUGGCAGCUUUAAUUGUUGGUGACAUUGGCGAUUCCUUAGAAAACAGAGAUAUUAUUGUAGAAACGAAAUCUGGUGGUCUACAACGUAUUAGUGAGUUACAUCCAUCGUAUCUUGCUCUCCAGUAUCCACUUUUGUUUCCUUAUGGUGAUGAUUGCUACAGAAUUGAUGUUCCUCAUAGAGGUGUUACUCCUUCUACAUCAACCAAACGAACAUAUGUCACUAUGAGAGAAUUCUUUGCAUACAGGAUACAAGAUAGGCAUGGUGUUUUUUCAUUAAUUCUAAAUUCACGUCACCUAUUUCAACAAUUCUUAGUUGAUGCGUAUACCAUGAUUGAAACUGAGCGACUAAAUUACAUACGUUUUCAACAGAAGGUUCUAAGAUGUGAUACUUUUGAGAACCUCUCGAAUUUACGUAACCAUGGUAAUAUAAAUGUAUCCAACACUGGAAAGCGUGUCAUAUUGCCUUCGUCAUUCACUGGAGGUGCUCGCUAUAUGAUGCAGAACUAUUUGGAUGCAAUGUCUCUGUGUAAGUGGUAUGGAUAUCCAAAUGUUUUUAUUACCGUGACAUGCAAUCCUAAAUGGCCUGAAAUUAAAAGAUACCUUAAGGACACCAAUUUAAGUCCUGAAGACAGGCCUGAUAUCCUCUCUAGAUUGUUUAAAAUCAAGCUCAAUGCUUUGAUUAAAGACUUGAAGGAUAACUCAAUAUUUGGCAAAGUUUCAGCAAUUGUUUAUACAGUGGAGUUUCAGAAGCGUGGGUUGCCGCAUGCGCAUAUAUGUUUAUUUAUGCAUCCCGAUCACAAGUUUCCAACUGUUGAACACAUUGAUCCCCUCAUUUCUGCUGAAAUUCCUGACUGA